Coccidioides immitis RS is the source of this 1608-nucleotide messenger RNA. RefSeq lists its product as uncharacterized. Lineage: Eukaryota; Fungi; Ascomycota; Eurotiomycetes; Onygenales; Onygenaceae. The transcript is spliced from 7 exons. The record is from RefSeq and is a predicted model, not a curated record. Bases 1 to 1608 code for a protein of 535 amino acids.
AUGAAGAUUCAAGAGAGGCAGGUAGGCAGUGGAUCGGUAAUCGACAAAUUGUCGGAUAUCCAAAUGAGAAAGGUCACCGAGGGCGGUGGAUCAAGCGAUGCGGAUGGUGCAUGCUUGUGGACAACCUCCUCUCGGCUCUUGCAGAUGGUAACCACAAAAGUCAAAUCGGCGUUGACACCCAGAAACAACUGGACACCGGAAUCUUGCGCUCCAAUGGGCGGCGUUGCCCGGUUAAAGACUGCGCUGUCAAUCUGGUUUGCUCCAAAGCUCAGAGGGAAAUACGAGUACGUCGUCCAACAUGGCAAAGCAACCAUAGGACUUGUACGGAGUAUGCGCAGUAAUGGUGAUGUGCCAUACGGUGGGUGGAACGUUUGCAGCUGCAGGGUUGGUGGGAUAGACGGUUUAGAAUGUAUCUGGACAGCAAAGCGAGGGAAAGCAAUUACAUUGGAAACUAAACCUUGGGAGGGAAUUGCUCGAAUAAUACUCUGCAUUAUUGAUCAUGGUGGUCCUUUGAUGUUCCUCCCCGCCCCACGACCUGAAUACCAUUGCAUUCCAUGUGUUCGCAAAACCAUGAUAGAAAUGCCUGGUAGUGACGAAUUUCAUGGAUAUCGUAGCCACCAACCAGUGGACCGCAAAGCGGACACUCGAACAUGGGCAUCACCCCACAAUCGCAUGUAUUUUCCAGCUGUGUUGAUGUGGCGUAGGAAAAUAGCUCGGAUCCAGGCAUCGACAAGGAUUGAGCAGGGAAGCCAGCGCUUACUCCUCCGUAGACGCCCAGAAAACGCGAAAGGGGUUUCAAGGUUGAAAGGCCCAUCAGCGAGCGGACUUGGACCCCCUUACGGCAACAACGAACAAGACGGAGGAUUCUCGAUAUCGGAUGCUGAGUAUCUUGUGACAAAGUACGGAGUACUCUGUAUGGUAACUGUAGUUCUCCCCCGUAUUGGGACCAACAGCGAAGUAUUUUUGGGUCCUGGAACUUGGUGGGCAGGGAGGGAUAUCAAAAUGUAUCACUCCAUACGUAGUACACCCUUAUCCUUCACCGCCGGCUCUAAAAGAGUAGAGGCAGCUGGCUUCCGCAUAGCGGCCGUUUGCUGCCAGACAAGGCUCGCGAUUGGUGUUCAGGGGCUGAGACUUGUUUCUCUUUCCCAUUGGACCCGAAGGCGCAUUAGCUCUCGAGAGCCGUAUGGAAGGGGUGUUAUCGAUAGGCUGGAAAAUUGUACCAGCAGCAGGCUGGAGCUGCUGAGGGGGAAGACGGGACUGAUCCCGCUAACUCCUCUCCAAACCCGCCGCCCCUCGUUCUUCCUGCAUGCACCGAGCAAUCAGAGCGCAGAUGAUGUUGGCUUUGUGCUCUGUUGCCGACCCGCUGGCCUGGACAAACAGGUGAAGUCACCGGUCCUAGCUCUUUUCCCCCCUCUUGGCGGGCUUUCGCCUCUGUCGAAGAGGAAAAGCAAUGUUUGUGGAUGGGAGGUGAGGCUGUCGUCGUUUUCGCUCCGUCGAGAACUUUGGAACUCCUUUCUCCGUAAGCCCACAAAACCCGACCACAAGAUUGCUCGAUCGGCCUCGAGACGUGCAACGUCCCAGGCAACUGCGGUCAUCCGGUUGAUUUGA